This is a messenger RNA of Trypanosoma grayi, 681 nucleotides long. RefSeq lists its product as hypothetical. NCBI's taxonomy places the organism in Eukaryota, Euglenozoa, Kinetoplastea, Trypanosomatida, Trypanosomatidae. The record is from RefSeq and is a predicted model, not a curated record. The transcript has a single exon. The coding region runs from base 1 to 681 and encodes 226 amino acids.
AUGGAAAAAAAUCGAGCUGACGCAGUUGCCAAUGAACGCCAAAAGACGGUAACUUUCUUGGGGGCGGCUCGCGCAUUAAAGGAUGACACCUCUGCAUGGGAGCCGUACGUUUUUCCGCAGCGAUUCAAUGCCACGAAGAAAGAAAACUGUUUGAUGGCGCUCCUCUUGUGGUGUGUCAGCGGUUCCGACGGUCGCGCACCUCUCUCUACCAAAGGCAAUGGUAAUGAUGAGGACCCAGACCACGUGUUGCAGCGUGACGCGGAGUUCACAUCGACGCUGCCUUCGGUGCCUUUUGACCACAGCCAUAUUAUUCACCGUCAGUUGCUAGUGACCAUUCACAACAGUCUCCUUCGUCGCACGAGCAGCAACAGUGCCAAUAGUAGUCACAUCGGAGCGAUUGAUUGGGAGAAGCUAGGGUUUCAAGGCAGCGACCCGGCCACUGACCUACGCUCUACAGGCAUUUUCGGUCUCCUGCAAUUAGUUUACCUCAUAGAAUAUUACUGUGACUUUGCCAUUCAUCUAUGGGACACGUGCACGAAUGGUGGCAGUGACGUAGACGUCUUCGAAGAGCUCCCAUUUGUGCUGAUUGGGUUUAACUUCUCUGCUGUGGUCCUUGAUGGGUUGAAGGACACGGGGUUUAGCAGCGAUAUCANAGCUCCCAUUUGUGCUGAUUGGGUUUAA